CCACAGCAACCCCUUCCCUUUCUCUUUCUCUCACACAUGUUCGCCUCCCAACAGUGAAGCAAUAAAAACGGACUCAGAAACGGUGGCGACCCGCAAGGCCCCCGUCCAUCUGAUCCGAAACUGCUGAUGGAGUUUAAAAUUACAAACACAUGGGACAGUUCACCAGUGUGCCAUGAGGGUAUAUCGCUGUCACUUAAACCAGGCGAUGAAGGAAUUCUGUUCGAGGUAAAUGGUCCUUUCUUCAAUGAUCCUCUAGCUCCACCUGGUGAAAAGGGAAAACCUUUCAAUCAGCUUUGGGAUUAUGAAGUUGCAGAAGCUUUUUUCUUGAAUAGCAUCUCAAACCAGUACCUGGAAGUGGAACUCUGCCCACAUGGACAACAUUUAGUGCUGUUACUUUCUGGUAGAAGAAAAGUAUGGCAGCAUGAGCUCAGUUUAACAUACGAGUCUUCAACUAAUGGGCAAAAAUGGGAAGGCAGAGCACUUAUUCCUUGGAGUUAUUUUCCUCCUGCAGUGAACAAUUUUAAUGCCUAUGCAAUUCAUGGAUCAGGUGCUGCAAGAGUUUACGAGGCCCUUUAUCCUGUACCUAAACACGAAGUGAUGGAGGGACAGGAGCCUGAUUUUCAUCGCUUGGAAUAUUUCAAGGAUUUCAACUUAAAGUCCACGAUGAAAGAAGAUUGGGAGCAACCUAAUUCUGAUCUGUGGGAGUCAGCAAGUGGAAUCAGGAGCUGAAAGACUGAUGUACUGCAACCUCAGCAAUCAUGCAAAGAUACAUAUAGAGAUCUAAAUUACGUAGUUUGCCAAAAAUAGCAAUCUUUAUCGCUAUGUCUUUAUGAUGGGAUUUCAAUCUUCAAUGUGACCAGAUCUUUAUUACUGCCAAUAGAGUAAAGAAAAUAUAUUUAGUUAUGUCACAUUAUAAAAAUGACUGACUGUCCAUUAUAAAAAGAGAGUAUAAACCCUAUGGCUGCUUUUCAAAGAAUCAUGUAAUAUAAUAGCACAGAAGAGGCCAUUCAGGUCAUCGUGCCUGCUGGCUCUUUGGAAGAGCUAC
Callorhinchus milii (elephant shark) is the source of this 1045-nucleotide messenger RNA. RefSeq names its product chromosome unknown C4orf33 homolog (gene cunh4orf33). The transcript is spliced from 6 exons. Lineage: Eukaryota; Metazoa; Chordata; Chondrichthyes; Chimaeriformes; Callorhinchidae. The record is from RefSeq and is a predicted model, not a curated record. The coding region runs from base 127 to 729 and encodes 200 amino acids.